AAGUUCCAUAAAUUUCUCAUCCAAAUCACAACAAACCAUUCAAAACAGAGAGUUUUUAUUUUCAAAGAUCAUAAGAAAAAAUGGCAGGAAUCAUGGGAAAGAUUAGUGAUGCACUUCACAUUGGUGGAGACAAAAAAGAUGAUGAACACAAGAAAGUUGAUGAACAUAAGAAAGUAGAUGAACACAAAGAAGGAGGACACUAUGGCAGUGGAAGCCAUGAUGAACAUAAGAAAGAAGGAGAACACAAAGAAGGAUUCAUGGAGAAAAUCAAAGAUAAAAUCAGCGGAGAUCACAAGGAGGGAGAAGAUGGUGAGAAGAAGAAGAAGAAGAAGAAAGAGAAGAAGAAGCAUGAUGAUGGUCAUGAAAGCAGCAGCAGCAGUGACAGUGAUUAGAUCUCUUCUAAUGUCAUCUCUAUUCUCUUUAAGGGUAGAGGAGAUGUGAAGAAAACAAAAACAGAGUGCUUAUGAUUCUACUUUGUAAAGUAGAAGUAUAUUUUUCUAUCUGUUUCUCACUAUGUAAUAGCUUGGAAAAAAUUAAAAAAAAGAAAAAAAAAAAGUGUGAAUCAAAUCGUUGCUGUAAUAAGUAGUAUUCAGUAAUGAAAUAACAGUUAUUUAACAUUUUC
Molecule: messenger RNA, 622 nt
Organism: Papaver somniferum (opium poppy)
Lineage: Eukaryota; Viridiplantae; Streptophyta; Magnoliopsida; Ranunculales; Papaveraceae
Product: dehydrin HIRD11-like
Exons: 2
Coding region: 81-392 (103 amino acids)
Molecular function (GO): metal ion binding
Source: RefSeq, a predicted model, not a curated record